Messenger RNA from Lactuca sativa (garden lettuce), 441 nucleotides. NCBI's taxonomy places the organism in Eukaryota, Viridiplantae, Streptophyta, Magnoliopsida, Asterales, Asteraceae. The record is from RefSeq and is a predicted model, not a curated record.
AUGCAUGCGAGGAGUUUUUCGGGUUGUCACACUAUUCCUAUUCCUGUUGUUGACAAUGGUUAUUCUGCUCCAAACAGCCAACAAGUGGCAUCUACUGCUCCAGUUCCAUCAUCCACUGUAUACCCUGCAAACAUUACUCUUCUGCGUGGAAACCAUGAAAGUAGGCAGUUAACACAGGUGUAUGGAUUCUACGAUGAAUGUCAGAGAAAGUUUGGGAAUGCUAAUGCAUGGAGAUACUGCACAAAUGUUUUUGAUUAUCUAACUUUGUCAACAAUAAUAGAUGGAACCGUAUUAUGCGUUCAUGGUUGUCUUUCACCAUACAUUAGGACCAUUGACCAGGAAAUCAAAAAUCAUCAUCUGGAACCCAUCAUAACAAUUGGAAUGGAAUGGCCUAUUGAAGAUUCAUGUCGCCAGGUGAUUGAAAAAAAUGCAAACUCAUGA